Debaryomyces fabryi is the source of this 408-nucleotide messenger RNA. RefSeq names its product Ten1p (gene TEN1). The transcript has a single exon. Lineage: Eukaryota; Fungi; Ascomycota; Pichiomycetes; Serinales; Debaryomycetaceae. Gene Ontology annotation, cellular component: CST complex. The record is from RefSeq and is a predicted model, not a curated record. Gene Ontology annotation, biological process: telomere capping. Gene Ontology annotation, molecular function: single-stranded telomeric DNA binding. The coding region runs from base 1 to 408 and encodes 135 amino acids.
AUGACUAAACUAAUAUUAGACCCUUUAUCUUUGUCGUUAGAAUUUCCCAAGGCUUCAGAAUCCAGAAUACAUAGAGUUAGAAUAUUAUGUCAGGUGGUAGAGUAUGAUGAUUUGACUGCUACUCUUAAAGUGUGUCGGGUGCCUACUAUACACAAAUUGCAUACAGAAAUCAACUUAAUCGAUGAACCAACAGUAGAAGAAUGCACGUUGAAUGUAAACUUAAUAGGAGUUUUGGAUAAAGUAAACGUUGAAACAAUCAGUGUUGGCUCAAUCGUUAAUAUGGUAGGAUAUUUUAAUGGGGCAGACGUGAAUGUUAUUGAAUGCUACUCUGUUAAUGGGUCAUCCAUAAUACCAGAAAAUAAUGUGAAAGUUUUAGAGGAAAUAAGCAAAUUAAGGGAUUUUGAAUGA